GUUGCAGGCGAUGACCAUGUACGAUCGGCUCAUCCAGCGCCUGCUGCGGGUCAACCAGUUCCCACACACGGUGAAGAUGGGACUGCGUAACUCCAUUGCGCUGCAUGAAGCAUUGGGAUCGCCAGCCAAGCGCUUCGACACGAUUCACGUCGCAGGCACCAACGGCAAAGGAUCAGUGUCUUGGAAACUGGCCAAAGCUCUGGAGUCGUCCGGGUUCAAGACAGGGUUGUUUGUGUCACCACACGUGUCGUGCUUCCGCGAGCGCAUUCAAGUGAACAGCGCGCUCAUUUCCGAAGACCAAGUCGAGGCAUUGCUGCCGCACAUAUUCGACAAAACGUCUCAGCUGGCCAUCCCAGCCACGUUUUUCGAGCUCACUACGGCGUUGGCGCUGCAGCACUUUGCCCACGAAGAAGUGGACUGCGUCGUGCUGGAGACGGGGUUGGGAGGGCGGCUGGAUGCCACGAACAUCGUCGAACCGGUUGUCUCUGUCAUUACUUCCAUUGGACUCGACCACACCCGCAUUUUGGGCUCCACGUUGCCUGAAAUCGCCAGGGAAAAGGCUGGGAUCAUCAAACCUACUAUUCCCGUUGUCUGUGGGCCAAACACUCAACCACAAGUGAUGCGUGAGUUUGCCGAACGCGCGAAGGCGUCGAUCUCGUUCCUGGACCCACAAGCGGCGUACGCUGACGACUUCAAUCUUGAAAACACUGAUUUGGCCGUCUUGGCUGCCGAAACGUUGAACCAAAGCGCGAAAAGCAAGGUGCACAUUCAACUGGGCAACCCACUCGUCCGCCACGCGAUUGCCUCUCGUCCGCCGUGUCGGUUCGAACAAAUAACUGUCGCGACCAAUAACUCGGACGUGACGGUGGUGCUGGACGUCGCGCACAACUUGCCUGCGUUUGACCGGCUGCUCAAACUUCUCCAGAGCUCGUACCAGCAUCAUUCGUUUCGGUUUGUGUGUGGGUUCUCUGCAGACAAGGACAUUGCCCACGUGAUCGACUCGAUCGUGGCCACCCGCGCCUCCCACGUGCAUUUCGUACAGGGGUACCAUCCACGAUGUGCAUCCGUGGUGGAAAUCCAGCAUGCUCUGGGCGAGAAGGCAUCGUCGGGCUUGGUGUCCUUCCAUCCCUCUUCCCACGAAAGUGAAACCAGUGUACGUGUCGGCGUCAACGCCGCCAUUCGCGCUGCAGCCGCGAGCUCGUCAGACGAAGUUGUGGUCGUGUGCGGAAGUGUGUUUAUCAUGUCGGAAGCCCGCCAAGCGUUGGGAAUCGACGAACCUGUCGACAGCCACGACGUCAAGCAGAUCUCCGGGGUCGGGCUCAAGACGGCCCACGAACGGGAGCAAGCGCUGCCGCGCACAUAGACUACUACUACACUGUACACACACAUGCAGCAGAAGAUAUCGUUAACCUACGUCAAAGUACAGUUUCACACUCGA
Aphanomyces astaci is the source of this 1438-nucleotide messenger RNA. RefSeq lists its product as hypothetical. Lineage: Eukaryota; Oomycota; Saprolegniomycetes; Saprolegniales; Verrucalvaceae. The record is from RefSeq and is a predicted model, not a curated record. Gene Ontology annotation, molecular function: tetrahydrofolylpolyglutamate synthase activity; ATP binding; dihydrofolate synthase activity. The transcript is spliced from 8 exons. Bases 11 to 1363 code for a protein of 450 amino acids. Gene Ontology annotation, cellular component: cytosol; cytoplasm; mitochondrion. Gene Ontology annotation, biological process: folic acid-containing compound biosynthetic process.